AUGAAUUCACUUAAUAAAUCUGUAUUUGGUUCAAUUAGAACAUAUGUCACUGGAAGACAAACAUUAAAGAAUAUAGGACAAAAGAGAGGAAAAGAUGGAAGAUUAUUCACUGUACCACCAAAGGCAUGGGAUGAGUCACUGUCCUCUCAAAGUGAAGCCAUUAUUAAAGCUGAGCAAAGUGGACACCAAUCAUUUGAACAAAUGCAAAAGAUGAGUGUCAAAAAGAUUCAAGAGGAAUUCAAACCAAGAAGAACCAAUUUGAAUGCUUAG
Molecule: messenger RNA, 270 nt
Organism: Heterostelium album PN500
Lineage: Eukaryota; Evosea; Eumycetozoa; Acytosteliales; Acytosteliaceae
Exons: 2
Coding region: 1-270 (89 amino acids)
Source: RefSeq, a predicted model, not a curated record